ACGCAGAUGACGUCAUUAGCAGACUGCGUCGUGUCCGAAAGAGCGAGCUUUUCGGUGUUAGCGCAUCAGUCCGACCGGACCGGGACUCGGUUCUGAAGAAGUCUUUUCACGGUGCUCGACUGACUCUGUUCGUUUCCUCAUCCGGUGUCGCUCGUGAGCAGAGUGGUGGUGACGUCACGGGCCCGCUGGUCUCGGACCAGACGGUCCCGGUUCGAAGGUUCGGAGGUUCGGCCGCUAAGAUGUGGUUAAAGGUGUUCUUCCUACUCUUGUACUUCAUGCUGCUGUUCGUGUUGGCCCGGUUCUUUGAGGUGGUUCUUUGGUACGAAACCGGCGUGUUUGGAACUCAGCUGGUGGAUCCGGUUCGGCUCAGUUACACCGAACUGAAGACCAUCCUGGAGAGUCGAGGACUGAGCUACUCUGGACUCAAGAAGAAGGAAGUCAGUGCCCUGCUCCAGAACUCAGGAGAGUUGACGGAGGGGGAGCUGUACUCAGCCAUGAAGGAAAAGGAGCGAGUAGGAGGAGGAGCAGGAGGCGCCAGCAUCACACACUUCAGUGGAGAAAUGCACUUCUAUGAGUUAGUGGAGGACACCAAGGACGGGAUGUGGCUGGUUCAGGUCAUUGCCCAGGACCGGGACGCUCCUCUCACUCAGACCAAGUGGGGAAAGAUGGUCCAGAAACUGUCUCAGUUUGGGAUAAGAAGUGGAACUUUGAACUGCUCUAAUGACCACAGGUCGUGCAUCAAACGCGGCUGGCAGCGUUCUACGAUGAUCAUGUCUGUUCCUCAAACUUCAGCUUCAAAGGGAAAAGUCAUGCUGAAAGAAUAUAACGGGUGCUGCAUUGAAACUGAGCACAUUUUCCACUGGAUGACCUCUCACGUUGCCCAUCGAAUCAAAACCGUGCAUCGGUUUGACCAGCUUCUGGCGGAGUGGCAUUCUGACCUCGCCCACCCCUUGAAAAUGUUCCUGUUUGCUCGUCUGUCUCAGCCUCCAGCCUUCUUCUCAUCCCUGUCUGUAAAAUUCACAGGCAGGAUAGAGUUUGUCUUUGUGGAUGUGCGUCGUUGGGACAAUCACAGCAACCUAUCACAGAUCGGCAUCCCGCAUAGCCCCGCCUACAUUCUUAAGACACCUGAGGGCAUUUAUCAUUAUGGAAACAGCACGGGUGAAUUUCUGUCCCUGGCUGCAAUGGACACGUUUCUUCGCUCCAUCCAACCGGAGGUCAACGACGUGUUUGUCCUUAGUCUGGUGCUGAUCAACCUGCUGGCCUGGAUGGACCUCUUCAUCACACAGGGAGCAACAGUGAAACGAUUUGUUGUUCUGAUUCGAACUCUUGGAACUUACAACUCCAUAAUGCUGGUGUCCUGGCUUCCUGUUCUGGCUGCCCUCCAGCUGCCCUACCUGAACAGUUUGUGUGGCUACAGUCUGAAGCUGCUUCGCUAUGCUGACACAACAGCCCUGGCCAGCUUGGUGAGAGCUGACUGGACAUUCUAUGCUUCACACCCAGGCCUCCUGCUGUCCACGUACCUAGUCCACGGUUUGCUGAUUGACUACUUUGAGAAGAAGCGCCGCUGUGCUGUUCAGAGCCAGGAGGACAACACCACUAAUUUGGAGUGGUUGGCCAGUUUGUGGGACUGGUACACUUCUUAUCUGCUCCACCCAAUCGCAUCACUGCAGCAGAUCCCGUCUGACCUCUCCGACUGGGAAGAAGAUCCAAGUUUCUUAUUUGAGCGUUUGGCUUUUCCUGAUCUUUGGCUUCAUCCAUUAGUAAAUCUGGAUUACAUUAGGGCCUUGCCAACCUGGACAUUUAGAGCUGCAGUUGACCACAGAGAGGAGGUGGAAGAGGAGACGGAUAGAUCACAGUUUGUCACAAAUCCUGACUGUCCUCUUUGUCCCAGUCAAAGGUCCAAAAGACGAGUGCCAAACCAGAAGAGCAGAAAAACCCAGCAGAGGCUCAGCAGCGCUCAGCCGUGUGCCUGCAGCAGCAUGACCGUAGCCAGUGACGGCUGUGGGUGUAGCUGUGAUACUGCACGCUGUCGGCAUGGAGACAGAACGCCACCAUCAGCAUCCAGCUGCCACAGCCCUGAAGGUCUUCCUACCCAUCAGCGCUGUGACUGGUCCGUAUGGCCGGCCAGCAUACUGCACUGUUCAGAGUGUGUGGUGUGUCUGGAGAACUUUGUCAGUGAUGAGCUAUUAAUGGGUCUGUCUUGCGGUCACGCCUUUCACCAGCAGUGCAUUAUGGUCUGGCUUGUAGCAGGCAGGCACUGCUGCCCGGUGUGUCGCUGGCCAAGCUACAAGAAGAAGCAUCAGCGCCACCUGCAGAGCAGUCCACCUGAAAACCACCUGCAGGACUGACAGUGCCUUUCUGAACCAAGCCUUCUGUCUCUUCUUCAGAGGCUGCCUUGGCUUUGGGAUGACCAGAGCCAAACUCAGAGUAAACUUCUAACAGGGGGUGGGGGAUACAGUGUGCAAUUUGUUUGUUUUUGCAGGAACCAGGUUCUUAGUACUAAGCUACCAGACCGCUCUGUGAUUAAGGUGUGGUCAGCUCUCCUCUUUGGCAUCACACACUCGGGUUGAGUUCGCCAAAUUGACUUGUUCUCCUUUGUAUCACUUUUGGUGACCAAAAAGCAGCUGGUGCACGGCUGCACACUGUGCAGUCAUUGUUUGUGUGAGUCUGGAAACAUGACCGUAGAUUCCCGACCACAGCCGAACUGUAUGAUCACAUCCAGUGAAGUCUGAAAGUUGACUUCUGCACCUCAGUCCCAGAAGGUCUUUGUGGACAUCCGCGUUAUUGUACAAAGCAACAGCUUAACAAUGCUGCAAUUAAAUAUAGAUUUCUCUCCGUUU
Thalassophryne amazonica is the source of this 2840-nucleotide messenger RNA. RefSeq names its product ring finger protein 103 (gene rnf103). Lineage: Eukaryota; Metazoa; Chordata; Actinopteri; Batrachoidiformes; Batrachoididae. Gene Ontology annotation, biological process: protein ubiquitination. The record is from RefSeq and is a predicted model, not a curated record. Gene Ontology annotation, cellular component: endoplasmic reticulum. The transcript has 7 exons. Bases 240 to 2348 code for a protein of 702 amino acids. Gene Ontology annotation, molecular function: ubiquitin-protein transferase activity.